Molecule: messenger RNA, 1895 nt
Organism: Pimephales promelas (fathead minnow)
Lineage: Eukaryota; Metazoa; Chordata; Actinopteri; Cypriniformes; Leuciscidae
Gene: fbxo45
Product: F-box protein 45
Biological process (GO): synapse assembly involved in innervation; proteasome-mediated ubiquitin-dependent protein catabolic process
Cellular component (GO): synapse; SCF ubiquitin ligase complex
Molecular function (GO): protein binding
Source: RefSeq, a predicted model, not a curated record
CAGAAAGAGUAGCAUUACAACGUGUCAUGUGCGAUACUUGGAUAAUUAUUGUUAAUAUAUAAAGUAGCUAAAUCAAACGAUAUACUUUCGUACAUUCCAUCCUGAUUAUUGAGCUAGGAGGAUUUGUUGACCGCACGCCGUCCAGGACCUUUACAAUAGUCAGUCACAUAGCUUAGAUUUUGAUCCAUUUGGCCGCAACAGCAACAACACCGGGAGAUGUGUCAGGCAAACGUGCUUCACGGGACCGCGGUGGGGUUCUGACCCGCUGUUGAAUCCAGCUUAGCGGUUGUAAUAACGGUUGCUUUCAGCGGGGGAGUUUGACAUGUCUGUCGCAGUGGCCGGUGGAGGGGCGCAGUCUGCGGGGCUGGGCUCUGCCGCCGCGGGCUGCUGCUCCUCCUCGUCGGGCGCCGGUUCUGCCGCAUUAUUAAGCGGAGGAUCGAGCAUCGCGGGCCGGUUACCCAGCCGAGUUCUCGAGCAUAUGUUCUCCUAUCUGGAGCUGCCGGAUCUCAUGAACUGCUCGCUCGUUUGCUGGCACUGGUACAACUGUCUGGCGGAUGAAAACAGCGAGGUGUGGCGAAGUCUGUGCGCCCGCUUGCUCAGUGAAGAAGCGCUGCGCUCGGAUGUCCUCUGCAACCUGACUUCAUAUAAAGGAAAACUGAAGUCCUUCCAGCAUGCGCUGAGUUCCCAUGACUGCUCCAGGAAUGUAUAUAUAAAGAAAAACGGGUUUACUCUGCACCGCAACCCCAUCGCCCAAAGCACUGACGGUGCCCGUGGGAAGAUCGGCUUCUCGGAGGGCCGGCAUGCCUGGGAGAUCUGGUGGGAGGGUCCUCUUGGCACGGUGGCGGUGAUCGGCAUCGCGACCAAGAGGGCUCCCAUGCAGUGCCAGGGCUAUGUGGCACUUCUAGGCAGCGAUGACCAGAGCUGGGGUUGGAAUCUAGUAGACAAUAACCUGCUUCACAAUGGAGAGGUCAACGGCAACUUCCCCCAGUGCAACAACGCUCCAAAAUACCAGAUAGGGGAGAGAAUACGUGUAAUCCUAGACAUGGAUGAUAAGACACUAGCCUUUGAGCGAGGGUUUGAGUUCCUUGGAGUGGCUUUCCGGGGACUGCCCAAAACAUGCCUCUUUCCAGCUGUUUCUGCUGUCUAUGGGAACACUGAAGUGACUAUGGUGUAUCUGGGAAGACCUCUGGAUGGAUAAGUAGGAUCUCAGUGUCACUAUUACAACCGGAGAGCACCGUGGGAACUGCUGCUUGUCACUAAAAAAAAAAAAAAAAAAAAAGGAAAAUUUGUGGUUGGUGGCGGGGCUUGUUGAUGGUGAGGAUGUCCAACACACAUCUGCGGAUUUCAGCUGAACAUUUAUUAGUUUUUAAUCCUUUUUUAAGACCUGGGACAUUUUUUUAAAACCUGGUUUUAAUCUAAUUUAUGAAAUUGCACAGGGAGCAGCUGUUCUAUUUUAUGAAAUAGGUAAAACAAAAAGAUUAAGCCAAAAUAGAAGAGACAAGUGACAAAGUUUUAUAAUUCAUUACAAGCAUUUUACACACGCAUGGAAUGAGAAGUUACUGUAUGUAUACAAGGACGGCUCAAGCUUUCACUUAAAAAAGCAAAUUUACGUGUAGGUAAAUAUAACGAAGUAAACAUGCCAAAACGACGUACCAAUAUCUUACCGUUCUGUUUUUUCCAGAGCAGUUAUCUGCAUGCAGUAUACCAGUCUCUUCCUCUGUUUUUUUAUUAUUAUUUUUAAAGACAGGCAAAGGUAGUGUGUUGUUAUUUCGUUUGUUACUGUACAUCUUAACUGUAAUGUAUAAGUGUAUAGUAUUUAUUUAUUAAGGUCCAUCUUUGCAAUAACCAAGGUUAUGGAGACUGCAAAUAAACUCUAAAUUGUGCCAGACUGUGAA